Pterocles gutturalis (yellow-throated sandgrouse) is the source of this 550-nucleotide messenger RNA. Its product is annotated as G protein-activated inward rectifier potassium channel 3-like. The annotation marks the transcript as partial. Lineage: Eukaryota; Metazoa; Chordata; Aves; Pterocliformes; Pteroclidae. The transcript has 2 exons. Gene Ontology annotation, biological process: regulation of monoatomic ion transmembrane transport; potassium ion import across plasma membrane. Gene Ontology annotation, cellular component: plasma membrane. The record is from RefSeq and is a predicted model, not a curated record. Gene Ontology annotation, molecular function: inward rectifier potassium channel activity.
UACGGCCACCGUGUCAUCACCGACCAGUGUCCCCAGGGCACGGUGCUGCUGCUGCUCCCGGCCAUCCUGGGCUCCAUGGUCAACGCCUUCAUGGUGGGUUGUAUGUUCGUCAAGAUCUCCCAACCCAACAAGCGCGCCGAGACGCUGGUGUUCUCCUCGCACGCGGUGGUGGCUCUGCGCGACGAGCGCCUGUGCCUCAUGUUCCGCGUGGGCGACCUGCGGGACUCGCACAUCGUGGAGGCGUCCAUCCGCGCCAAGCUCAUCCGCUCCAAGCAGACACGCGAGGGCGAGUUCAUCCCCCUGGACCAGACCGACCUGAGCGUGGGCUUUGAGACAGGCGAUGACCGCCUCUUCCUCGUCUCGCCCCUCGUCAUCAGCCACGAGAUCGACGAGCGCAGUCCCUUCUGGGAUGUCUCGAGGCACCAGCUGGAGAAGGAUGACUUCGAGAUCGUCGUCAUCCUCGAGGGGAUGGUGGAGGCCACAGGGAUGACAUACCAGGCACGCAGCUUGUACACAGAUAUUGGGGUGCCCGUGCAGGGGUGUCACAGAU